Messenger RNA from Rhincodon typus (whale shark), 864 nucleotides. Its product is annotated as dedicator of cytokinesis protein 5-like. Bases 1 to 864 code for a protein of 287 amino acids. Gene Ontology annotation, cellular component: cytoplasm; plasma membrane. The record is from RefSeq and is a predicted model, not a curated record. Gene Ontology annotation, biological process: small GTPase-mediated signal transduction; cell migration. Gene Ontology annotation, molecular function: small GTPase binding; guanyl-nucleotide exchange factor activity. The transcript has 4 exons. Lineage: Eukaryota; Metazoa; Chordata; Chondrichthyes; Orectolobiformes; Rhincodontidae.
AUGCGCAGGGCGUUUUUUUUUUAUUUUGGCCAACUGGUGGCUAACGUCCUUUGCAGCGUGCCCAGGAGUGCCCAGCACUUCAUCCGAAAUGGGCACCGCGUCUCGGGCGGCCGCGAGGAACGUUUAGCAGGCGCGGUUCCUCAACCUGUCUGUGUCCCUCUCCCACAGUGGUCAGACCAGUCGUGCGCUGCCCAUCUCGUCCACCGGGACCAUCGCCAAGCGUUGACCAACAGGGAGCUGAAGGAGCGGCUCUACCAGGAGAUCAUCCGCUAUUAUGACAAGGGAAAGAUGUGGGAGAAUGCCAUCAAACUCUGUAAAGAGUUGGCCUCCAUGUACGAGAUGGAGGUCUUUGAGUAUGAGGAGCUCAGUCACCUGCUGAAACAGCAGGCCACCUUCUACCAGAACAUCAUGAACGCCAUGAGGCCCCUCCCGGAGUAUUUUGCCGUCGGUUAUUACGGCCAAGGCUUCCCGUCCUUCCUGAGGAAUAAAAUGUUUAUUUACCGUGGGAAGGAGUACGAACGUUACGAGGAUUUUCGAUUGAAGCUGACCACCCAGUUUCCCAACGCCAAGAAGAUGACCAGCACCUCUCCACCCAGCGAUGAGUUGAAGGCCUCCCCAAGGCAGUGUAUCCUUUGCCCAGAGGCUGCUGGGAACUCCUGGUCACCCAGAUACCACAAAGUGUUGCGUGGGGAAGGCCUGAGGCCUAUAAUCUACCUGGUCGAAUCUCUAGCCAUUGGCAGCUGGGACCAUCGCUGCCACCAUAUUACGUUCCUCCCACCCCCAUACCAUCCACGAUGUGGUGAUGGGAGAUGCUUGGGUGGGCACAGGACACCCAACUUGGCAAUGAAUGGCCUCCCUGAUUGA